GGCGUUCUCUGUGGACAGCUACAACCGGCUAGCCAGGGUCCUUCCCCAUACGGAGUCCUGCGCCUAGCGGAUUAGUCGAGUUGAGGUGGACAUCAUGCCGACUGUUGGCGUGAAACGGGACCUUCUAUUCCAGGCUUUGGGGAGAACAUACAGUGAUGAGGAGUUUGACGAGCUGUGUUUUGAGUUUGGACUGGAGUUGGAUGAGAUCACGUCGGAGCGGGACAUGAUCAGUCGGGAGCAGGGGGAUGAGCGUGCGUCCGCAGCCUCGGAUGUGGUGCUCUACAAGAUCGAUGUCCCCGCCAACCGAUACGACCUGCUCUGCCUGGAGGGACUGGUGCGAGGCCUGCAGGUCUUCAAGCAGAGGAUUGAGGCCCCUCGAUACAGGUGUGUCAAAGCCUCUGGUGGGGAAGCUCAGAAGCUCAUCAUAACUAAAGAGACGGCAGCUGUGAGGCCCCAUGCAGUGGCUGCUGUGUUGAGGAACAUCACCUUCACCCAGGAGCGCUACGACAGCUUCAUCGAGCUGCAGGAGAAACUCCACCAGAACGUCUGCAGGAAGAGGACCCUGGUUGCCAUAGGAACCCAUGACCUGGACACCAUCAGUGGUCCGUUCACGUACACGGCCAAACCGCCCGGCGACAUCCUCUUCUCGCCUCUCAACCAGACCAAGGAGUACACCGCCACCCAGCUCAUGGACCUCUACAAGACGGACAGCCACCUACGGCACUACCUGCACAUCAUCGAGGACGAGCCGCUCUACCCCGUCAUCUACGACAGCAACGGAGUAGUGCUCUCCAUGCCCCCCAUCAUCAACGGGAACCAUUCCAAAAUCUCCCUCAACACAAAGAAUGUUUUCAUUGAGUGUACAGCUACAGAUCUCACAAAGGCAAAGAUUGUUCUGGACAUGAUGGUGACCAUGUUUAGCGAGUACUGUGCUGAGCCCUUCACGGUGGAAGAGGCUGAAGUCAUGUACCCUGAUGGACGGUGCUGUGUGUACCCUGAGCUGGCCUACAGGACAGAGACGCUCUCAGGAGAGUUCAUCAACCGCAGAGUGGGCAUCAAGGAGUCUGCUGAGAACAUCGCCGGGCUGCUGACGCGCAUGUGCUUGAGGUCGGAGGUCACGGGCCAGGGCGACCAGAUCAAGGUGGAGAUCCCGCCCACACGCUCUGAUGUCAUCCACGCCUGUGACAUCAUGGAGGACGCCGCCAUCGCCUACGGCUUUAACAACAUCACCCGCACCACGCCCAAAACCUACACCGUAGCCAAUCAGCUCCCAUUGAAUAAGUUGACAGAGUUGCUGAGGACUGACCUGGCUGCAGCUGGAUUCACCGAGGGACUCACGUUCACUCUGUGUUCUCAGGAGGACAUAGCUGAUAAAUUGGGGAAGAACAUAAAGGAUAUCAAAGCUGUCCACAUCGCCAACCCAAAGACUGCAGAGUUCCAGGUGGCACGCACCACUCUGUUGCCAGGGUUACUGAAGACUCUGGCUGCCAAUCGCAAGAUGCCUCUCCCUCUCAAGCUGUUUGAGAUCUCAGACGUUGUCAUGAAGGACGAUAAGAAAGAUGUGGGAGCGCGUAAUAACCGGCGCCUGUGUGCGGUGUUCUACAAUAAGUCUCCGGGCUUCGAGGUCAUCCACGGGCUCCUGGACCGGGUCAUGCAGCUGCUGGAGGUCAAGCCGGACCAUCGCCACGGUUACAGCAUCCAGGCAGUGGAAGAUUCAACCUUCUUCCCGGGCCGCUGUGCAGAGAUCUUUGCGCGCGGGCAGAGUGUGGGACGCCUCGGGGUCCUUCAUCCAGACGUGAUCACCCGCUUCGAGCUCACGCUGCCCUGCUCCGCCCUCGACCUGGACAUCGAGCCUUUCCUGUGAAACCAUGGCAACGCUUGUGAGGACCACACCCACAGCACCCCCACUCAAAUAUGAUUGGCUCAUUGUCUCCACCCUCCAGGCUAUGGCCUGGUCUGAUUGGACUGGAGUACUGUGGCGCUGUGAGGGGUGUGUCUUCAUUCAACAGGACCCAUCAAGGUGGCCGGGGCAGAUGCCUGUGUGUAUUCUGUGUGUUCACACGAGGCCCGUUGAUGUCUGGUGUGUGUGUUAAACACACACAGUCUCCUUUUUUAAAACACCGAAAAGCUGCACAAUAAAGUCUGUCUUUCUUUUCA
This is a messenger RNA of Clupea harengus (Atlantic herring), 2157 nucleotides long. Its product is annotated as phenylalanyl-tRNA synthetase subunit beta. Gene Ontology annotation, molecular function: phenylalanine-tRNA ligase activity; magnesium ion binding; RNA binding. The transcript is spliced from 17 exons. The coding region runs from base 95 to 1864 and encodes 589 amino acids. The record is from RefSeq and is a predicted model, not a curated record. Gene Ontology annotation, biological process: phenylalanyl-tRNA aminoacylation. Gene Ontology annotation, cellular component: cytoplasm; phenylalanine-tRNA ligase complex. Lineage: Eukaryota; Metazoa; Chordata; Actinopteri; Clupeiformes; Clupeidae.